CUGCUAGGGCUCGGAGGGAUGGGCCGUGUCCGAGCGCGGGCGGAGCACGGGCAGCCGCGGCGCGCGCCGGCCCCCGUGCACACGUGCGUGCAGUGAGCCAGGUGUCCGCGCUGCACCCGCCCUCGGGCUUCGCGCGCCCCCGCCGGAGCCCAGCUAGCCUCGCGGCUCCGGGGCCGACCGGGUCGGAACUGCCGCGUCCCGUUUCCGGACACAGAGAACGCGCGGGGCGCCGGCGCCGCCGGUUAAAGUGCCGCGGGGCAGGGGCCGGGCCGCGGCCACCCGCUCCUCCCGCUCCGACCCCGACUGUCGGGCCUUCGGCCGAGUCGCCCCGGGUGAGUAGCCGCGGACGCGCCCCGACCACCCCGCAGCAGCGUCGCCCGGCCGGAAGCCCGGAGAGGCUUGGGGGUCGGAGGUUUGGGGCCGGGCUGGAGGCCGAGACCCGGGCCCGCUUUACACAAUCGCCCCGCCCCGCGAAGCGAAACGGUUGGAACGCGGACUGCCGAAACGCACUGACUCCUUUGAGGGAGCGAGUUCUUUCAGCUACGAGGUGUUAGAGCGGUAGGAGUGCCCGCUUCCCGACCCCAGGCUUUCUGACAAUCACAAAGAGUGCGUAGGCCAGCCCCGGUCACAGAGUGCACCGUAUCCUGUCACUUCUGGAUGUGAGGCUGGAGUAUAGUGGCAAGAUCAUAGCUCAUGUAACCUUGAACUCCUGGGCUCAAGCAAUCCUCCCACCUCAGACUUCUAAGGAGCUGGGACUACAGGGAGAAGUGAGUCAUCUCAUUCCCCUCCGUGGAUCAGAGGACUUCGACUAGAUAGAAGCAUGUGGUGUCUCCUACGAGGCCUGGGCCGGCCUGGAACCCUGGCACGGGGAGCCCUGGGGCAGCAGCAACCCCUGGGUGCCCGGGCCCUGGCCAGCGCGGGCUCUGAGAGCCGGGACGAGUACAGCUACGUGGUGGUGGGCGCGGGUUCGGCGGGCUGCGUUCUGGCCGGGAGGCUCACGGAGGACCCCACCGAGCGCGUGCUGCUGCUGGAGGCCGGGCCCAAGGACGUGCGCGCGGGGAGCAAACGGCUCUCCUGGAAGAUCCACAUGCCCGCGGCCCUGGUGGCCAACCUGUGCGACGACAGGUACAACUGGUGCUACCACACAGAGGUGCAGCGGGGCCUGGACGGCCGCGUGCUGUACUGGCCACGCGGCCGCGUCUGGGGCGGCUCCUCAUCCCUCAACGCCAUGGUCUACGUCCGUGGGCACGCCGAGGACUACGAGCGCUGGCAGCGCCAGGGCGCCCGCGGCUGGGACUAUGCGCACUGCCUGCCCUACUUCCGCAAGGCACAGGGCCACGAGCUGGGCGCCAGCCGGUACCGGGGUGCCGAUGGCCCGCUGCGGGUGUCCCGGGGCAAGACCAACCACCCGCUGCACCGCGCAUUCCUGGAGGCCACGCAGCAAGCCGGCUACCCGCUCACUGAGGACAUGAAUGGCUUCCAGCAGGAGGGCUUCGGCUGGAUGGACAUGACCAUCCAUGAAGGCAAACGGUGGAGCGCGGCCUGUGCCUACCUGCACCCAGCACUGAGCCGUACCAACCUCAAGGCCGAGGCCGAGACGCUUGUGAGCAGGGUGCUAUUUGAGGGCACCCGUGCAGUGGGCGUGGAGUACGUCAAGAAUGGCCAGAGCCACAGGGCUUAUGCCAGCAAGGAGGUGAUUCUGAGUGGAGGUGCCAUCAACUCUCCACAGCUGCUCAUGCUCUCCGGCAUCGGGAAUGCUGAUGACCUCAAGAAACUGGGCAUCCCUGUGGUGUGCCACCUACCUGGGGUUGGCCAGAACCUGCAAGACCACCUGGAGAUCUACAUUCAGCAGGCAUGCACCCGCCCUAUCACCCUCCAUUCAGCACAGAAGCCCCUGCGGAAGGUCUGCAUUGGUCUGGAGUGGCUCUGGAAAUUCACAGGGGAGGGAGCCACUGCCCAUCUGGAAACAGGUGGGUUCAUCCGCAGCCAGCCUGGGGUCCCCCAUCCGGACAUCCAAUUCCAUUUCCUGCCAUCCCAAGUGAUUGACCACGGGCGGGUCCCCACCCAGCAGGAGGCUUACCAGGUACACGUGGGACCCAUGCGGGGCACGAGUGUGGGCUGGCUCAAACUGAGAAGUGCCAAUCCCCAAGACCACCCUGUGAUCCAGCCCAACUACUUGUCAACAGAAACUGAUAUUGAGGAUUUCCGUCUGUGUGUGAAGCUCACCAGAGAAAUUUUUGCACAGGAAGCCCUGGCUCCGUUCCGAGGGAAAGAGCUCCAGCCGGGAAGCCACGUUCAGUCAGAUAAAGAGAUAGAUGCCUUUGUGCGGGCAAAAGCUGACAGCGCCUACCACCCCUCGUGCACCUGUAAGAUGGGCCAGCCCUCUGAUCCCACUGCUGUGGUGGAUCCGCAGACAAGGGUCCUUGGGGUGGAAAACCUCAGGGUUGUCGAUGCCUCCAUCAUGCCUAGCAUGGUCAGCGGCAACCUGAACGCCCCCACAAUCAUGAUCGCAGAGAAGGCAGCUGACAUUAUCAAGGGGCGGCCUGCACUCUGGGACAAAGAUGUCCCUGUCUACAAGCCCAGGACGCUGGCCACCCAGCGCUAAGACAGUUGCUGCUGGAGGAUGACCAGGGAAGCCCCCUGAUGAGCCAAGAGGGCCAGCACAGCCCUUGCUCCCAGGCUCCUUCCUGAAACUAUGUAGCACACUAGGACCCAGGUGGUACCCUACUCAGUGGCUGAGAAUUGGAUAGUCUUGGGAAAUGAGACAAGUACUGGGCAGUGAAUCCAGCUCCUUUUCCCCAGCCAUUCCCUGUGGGCCAUUUGGGGAAAGCCAGCAUUCAGGCUGAGAUGUUCCUCCCUGCCUCCUGCAGGGACAGAAGGGGAGGAUGGUUAACUCCUGCCGCAUCCUUUGUCUUGUGUUCACGUGGCAUUCUCUAACCCAGGGUUCCUUCCCAGGCCAUGCACAGAGGCUGGGUGCCUGCCAGACCCACGGAGGGUUCGCAAGGGAAGGGGCAUCCUCCUUCUCGAGCUGCCAGCUUCAGCUGAGGCAGUAAGUCACACAGUAGUUAGUUCAUCCUGGGCUGGCACAUAAGUCCCCAGUGUCCCUGUUCAGAGGGGAAAGUUGCCUGCUGGUAGAAAAACUGGCUUUUCCUUUCUCGCUUCCUAAUUUCACUCUCAGAGUGAGGCAGGUAACAGGAGCUCCACUGGGUCACUCUGAGAGGGUUGUGGCUCUGGUUCUUAUUAAACCAGGGCCAGGUGCAGGGCUCACACCUAUAAUCCCAGCACUUUGGGAAGAUCACUUGAGCUCAGGAGUUCAAGACCAGCCUGGGCAACAUAGUGAGACCUUGUCUCUGGAAAACAAUUAGCUGGGCAUGGUGGUGCACACCUGUAGUCCCAGCUACUUGGGAGGCUGAGGUGGGAUGGCUUGAGCCCAGGAGGUUGAGGCUCCUGUGAACCCUGAUGGCACCACUACACUCCAGCCUGGGUGACAGGGUGAGACCCUGUCUAUAAAAAAAAAAAAAAAACCUGAGAUUUUUUGGACCUUAUUCAAGGGGAGAGGAGUCUGGAGGGAAUGCCACUUGGCUUCACUACCAAAGGUUUUAUGACUUAGCAUUUUAAAAGGUUUUCCUUUUACCAAGAAAUGCAGAAACCAAGAACAAACCCCAUGUACCAGAUCACUGAUUCCUACUGAAGCAGCUAGCCGGAGAAAGGACUCUCUCAUGUUGGGCUUGGGAAAUGACUUGGCAGCCUGAGCCGUCCCAGCAGUGGACAAGGAUGGUUAAUUCUUAUUCUCUAGACGUCCACAGGAACAGACUAGGAUGGAAAACGCAGUUAAGCACAGCCAUGCACCCUGUUCAUGUAGAAAUGCCCCUGUGUGAAAGAAAAAUAAAUUCAAGAUUGGAGUUUUGGAGGAAAAAAAAUACGAGUAGCAUUUACAACAGCUCUUUGCUCUUUAAAUUUCUUACCAUUCAAUAAAGUGAUCCAGUCACUUACAUUUGAA
Molecule: messenger RNA, 4000 nt
Organism: Symphalangus syndactylus (siamang)
Lineage: Eukaryota; Metazoa; Chordata; Mammalia; Primates; Hylobatidae
Gene: CHDH
Product: choline dehydrogenase
Cellular component (GO): mitochondrial inner membrane
Molecular function (GO): flavin adenine dinucleotide binding; choline dehydrogenase activity
Source: RefSeq, a predicted model, not a curated record